Messenger RNA from Archocentrus centrarchus (flier cichlid), 1739 nucleotides. Its product is annotated as tiggy-winkle hedgehog protein-like. Gene Ontology annotation, biological process: protein autoprocessing; regulation of gene expression; cell-cell signaling. Gene Ontology annotation, molecular function: calcium ion binding; patched binding. NCBI's taxonomy places the organism in Eukaryota, Metazoa, Chordata, Actinopteri, Cichliformes, Cichlidae. The record is from RefSeq and is a predicted model, not a curated record. Bases 164 to 1396 code for a protein of 410 amino acids. The transcript is spliced from 3 exons.
AAGGAGAGAGAGAAGGACAGAGAGAGAGAGACCUUAAGUAGGUAUGGCACCUGCGCUGCUCCCCGUGUAGUGCAAAUAAAAUCAUUUUACAGAAAGAAAAAAGAAAAAAAUUAGACCCUAUACUGAGCCCAGUCCAAGGCACCGCCACACAGAACCACCAGAGAUGGUCCUGAUGAGAGUGAUGCUGUCCGCGUUGCUCUGCUUUCUGCUGGCGUCCCCCGGCUCCGGCUGUGGACCCGGCAGGGGAUACGGGAAGCGGAGGCACCCGAAGAAGCUGACGCCCCUGGCUCUGAAACAGUUCAUCCCCAACGUGGCCGAGAAAACCCUGGGAGCCAGCGGCAAGUACGAAGGCAAGAUCACCCGCAACUCGGACAGGUUCAAGGACUUGACUCCCAACUACAACCCCGAUAUUAUUUUUAAGGACGAGGAGAAAACGAACGCCGACCGGCUCAUGACACAGAGAUGUAAGGACAAACUGAACUCUUUGGCUAUUUCAGUCAUGAAUCAGUGGCCUGGGGUUAAACUUAGGGUCACUGAGGGCUGGGACGAAGACGGCCAUCAUUCCGAAGAGUCUCUGCACUACGAGGGUCGGGCAGUGGAUAUCACCACCUCAGACCGGGAUAAGAACAAGUAUGGGAUGCUGUCCAGGCUUGCUGUGGAGGCAGGCUUCGACUGGGUCUACUAUGAGUCCAAAGCCCACAUCCACUGCUCUGUGAAGGCAGAAAACUCUGUGGCAGCUAAGUCUGGAGGUUGCUUCCCUGGUUCAUCCAUGGUGAUCCUGGCAGAAGGAAAGACUAAACCCCUGAAGGAGCUCCAGAUGGGAGACAAGGUUCUAGCUGCUGACCAACAAGGAAAUCUCGUUCCCAGUGACUUCCUCAUGUUUAUGGAUCGAGACCGACACAUUUCCCGAGAGUUCCGUGUCCUGGAGACCGAUGAGCCACACGGCAAACUCACACUGACUCCAGCUCACCUUGUCUUUGUUAUUACCAACAAUAGCACCAACAAGAACAGUAUCAGGGCGGUGUUUGCCAGUAAUGUAAGACUAGGACAGUGGCUUCUCAUUGUCAAGAAUGACCAACCAGACCACCUCAUUCCUGCGAGAGUGACAAGAGUUUAUGUUGAGCAGCAUGAAGGCUCUUAUGCACCCGUGACCUCUCACGGGACCAUCGUUGUUGAUCGGGUUUUGGCAUCCUGCUAUGCGGUGGUUGAGGAUCACGAUCUUGCACACUGGGUUUUUGCACCGGUUCGACUGUGGCAUUCGUUCUUGUCCCUGGCUGGGAUGGUGGAAGAGGGCCGCGGUGUGCACCAAGCAGACGGUAUCCACUGGUACCCAGAGUUCCUCUACCAUGUAGGAAGCUGGCUUCUGGAUCGCAGCUCCUUUUACCCCCAAAGCUGAGAUAUGCUUUAAUAGACAUUCACAGUGGAGUAAAAAAUUCAUACUACUACUAAUAAUAAUGCAUUCAUCUUAAAUAGCGCUUUUCUAGACACCCAAAGACGCUUUACAAUUUCAUGCACUAUUCAUUCACACCUCAAUCAUACUUGGUGGUGGUAAGCUACUAAUGUAGCUGCCCUGGGGCAGUCUGACAGAGGCGUGGCUGCCAAUGACCCCACUCAUUCACAAGGCUAGACAGACACUGGGGUGCCGGGGUGGCUGUAGCUCAGUAGGUAGAGCAGGUCACCUACUGAUCAGAAGGUCAGCGGUUCGAUUCCUGGCUACUCCAGGCUACAUGCCAAUGUAU